Messenger RNA from Spirodela intermedia, 2346 nucleotides. The record is from the annotation of a GenBank genome assembly. Lineage: Eukaryota; Viridiplantae; Streptophyta; Magnoliopsida; Alismatales; Araceae.
AUGAGAAGAUUUGGGCCCCUCCGAUGGUUCAACGCCCGUCGUUUCUCGUCCUGCGCGAGGGAAACCCGCCGACAACACUUCCAUACAUCUUUGCUCCACCUCGCCUCCGGCGAAGAGACGACGGCCUUCGCGGACGCUCUCGCGUUCGCUGCGAAGGCGAGGAGUCUCCCAUUGGGAAGCAAGGUUCAUGCUCAGAUCUUCAGAUCAGGCUUCUCCAGGGACAUAUUCACUCAGAACUGCUUGCUGGUUAUGUACUCAAAAUGCGAGGCUCUAGAGAGCGCCAUCAAGCUGUUCGAAGAAAUGCCAAAGAGAAAUCUCGUCUCUUGGACUUCCAUAAUCUCAGGGAGCAUUAAUAACUUCGAGUACAAUAUGGCCUUGGAGACUUACCUAGAGAUGACAAGAGCUGGGUUCUGUCCAAAUGAGUUCGCCCUUGCGAGCAUGCUCAGUGCCUGCACAGCCCUCGAGGACAUUCCUCUAGGGUCUUCUCUCCAUUCUCUCAUCUUAAAGAUUGGAAUGGAUGUGAAUUCCUUCGUGGGCAGCUCACUCCUCUAUAUGUACGCCAAAUCCGGGGAUAUCAGGUCUGCAGAAAGUGUUUUUGGGGCCGUUUGCUGUCCUGACCUUGCAUGCUGGAAUGCAAUGGUUGAAGGCUACAUCAUGAAUGACUGUGGUCAUGAUGCAUUUCGUGUGGUAUCUCUGAUGCAUUCGGAAGGACUCGUCGGUGACGACUUCACAUUCAUGGGUCUCAUCAAGGGCUGCUCCAAUUCCAGCUAUUCAAACUACGGGAAGCAGAUUCAUGGAGCAGUGAUCCGCCAUCAGAUGGAGUCCAGUACCAUGGUUAUGAACUCCCUUAUCGGUAUGUAUUCCAGAAUGGGCAUGAAGGAUCCAGCUGCAAAGGUCUUUAUCAGAACAAAGCAGAAAGAUGCUGUUUCUUGGAAUAUUAUGAUGACAGAUUUUGCUCAGGAGGACAAGGAUCGCGAGUUUGUGGACUCAUUUCGCCGAAUGUUGUCAACAGGUACAAACCCAACUGAGGUUACUUUCUCAGUGGCGUUUCGACUAUGCAGCACGGAACAUGGUGUGACUGUUGGCCUCCAGUUCUUUUCCUUUGCCCAAAAGCUUGGACUGGUGGACGAUGCCCUUGUCACAAAUUCACUCAUAGAUAUGUUCUGUAAGUGGGGUCGGACAGAGGAUGCCUGCUUCGUACUAUCAGAGCUUCCAUCAAAGGAUGUUGUCUCCUGGAAUCUGAUGAUCCUCGGAUACAUCUCCAACAGCUGCUGCACAGAAGCCGUACAACUUUUCCGUGCUUUAUGCAGGUGUGGUGUGAAACCGGAUGAAUCUACGUAUUCAAAUGUUCUCAGCUCUUGCAACGGUGGGGUUCAGUUCAAGAGGGUUGGAGAACAGAUCCAUGCUUGCGUGACCAAGGCUGGUUUUAGCUCUUCUUGCUACGUGGGGUCCUCAUUGAUCAAUGCUUAUGCUAGCUCCGCCAUGGUUGGAAAUUCGUUCAAGUCAUUUCAGGAGAUCAGAGCACCGGAUCUUGUGUCCUGGUCGGCCAUGAUAUCUGCACUCUCGAAGCAAGGCUUUAGCCUAGAGGCUUUAUCCCUGCUCAACAGUCUGGGUGAAGCAGGGGAGAAACCAGAUGAUUUCGCAAUCUGCAGCGCCCUGAAUGCAUGUGCUAAAAUCUCUGCUUUCACUCCAAGCAAGUGCAUCCAUUCUCUCAUCGUGAAGUCUGGAUUUGAGGAACACCAUUGGAUAGGGAGCGCUCUGGUGGAUGCCUAUGCAAAGUGCGGGGACAUCGAUAGCUCAAGGGCUCUGUUUACAGGUUUCCAAGGUGACUAUGAUUCGGUCCUCUUCAACACCAUGAUCACAGCUUAUGCCUACCACGGCCUCGUGGCUGAUGCCAUCAAUCUCUUCGACAAGAUGAAAUCCUCUGGCUUGGAGCCAAGUCAGGCCACAUUUUCAGCAGUGAUAUCCGCCUGCAGGCAUUCAGGGCUCGUAGAAGAAGGACGGAGGUUCUUCAAUUCUAUGAUCUCUCGGUAUGGGAUCAUUCCAUCAAUGGACAAUUAUGCCUGCUUGGUCGAUCUCCAUGCCCGGAAGGGCUAUCUUCAGGAGGCGCAAGAGGUGAUCCUUUCAAUGGCGGUUGAGCCCACCCCUGCUAUUUAUAGAUCGCUGCUGAGUGGCUGCAGGGUGCAUGGGAACAGAGAACUUGGCGUGUGGGCGGCGAAGAGGAUGAUCCAGUUGGAGCCGGGCAAUGGUGCUGCCCAAGCCCUGCUGCAUGGUUUAUAUGCCGAGGGAGGAGAUUGGGCAGUGGCGGGCAGAGCUGAUGGGGAAGGCGUUGAGCCAGGGACCUAA